AUGGAAAGUGAGGUGAGCAAGCAGGGUCAAGGGUGGAAGUCUCGAUGUGCAAAUGCCUUCAAUGUCUUCCAUCAGUUCAGGAAUAUUGGAACUUUUGUUGACAUCACAUUGGUUUGUGAUGGACAGGCCUUGAAGGCUCACAAGCUGGUCCUCUGUGCCACAUCUGGAUAUUUUGAGGACAUGCUUCAGAAUGAAACCAAUCCCAACCCCAUCAUCUACAUGUGUGGGGUGCCAUUGCAUCUCAUGAAGCAGUUGCUCAACCUCAUGUACACAGGAAAGGCAGAGAUCGAUCCCCGACACGAGAAGAAGUUCCUUGAGCUUCUUCAAGCCAUGGAAGUAGAGGGUUUUGACAUGAAGGAACCCAAAUAUCUCGCUCCCCAAACUUGUGAUAGCAUUGCACCAGUGUCUCACAUCCACCAGGCCGUUGCACACAAGAGGAAAGUAUCACAUCAAGCAAGUAAGUCUUGUCCUCAGGAAAUCUCUGAAGAGAACACCAGAAAGAAGUCUAUGAGUGUGGCUCCAAAAAAGCAGACUGCAUUUAAACAAGAUGGACCAUCUGACCAAGUCUUUGUUGAGGAAACCAAGGAGAACCUUCCUGAGAAACACAAAGUCACAGCUCGCAAAAGGAAGACGUCAACUCGUCCAGAUGACUUGGAAGUAGAUAAAAAGAAAACAAGGAAGAAGCCUGCUCAGAAGCAAGUCUCACGCAAGGUAAAACAUUGGAGAAAGAAGGCAUCCCAUGACCUUACUGAGAAACAGACUGCAUCAAUUCCUUCUCAGAAUGGAAUGGAGGAGCCAGCUUUGGAUGUCGUUCAAGAUAUAGUGAAGUUUUUAAUAGAUCUGAGCCAAGAGUUGGAACCUUAUGGGGAUCCCAACCUGAAUUUGGUUGAGGCAGGUUUGGAUCUUGGCCAGGAGGAAGCGUUAAAGCCAGUUAUGGAUCCUGUUCAGGAAACAUUGGAGCCAGAUGGGGCUCCCACUCAAAGGCAGGAACAAUCAGAAGCAGCUGUGGAUCCCAGCUAUAGUGCACUGGAACCACUUGUGGAUUCUAGCCAGGAUGAGUUGGAGCCUAUCACGUUCUUUGUGGAUCCCCGCCCUGAGGUAGUGGAGUCUACUGUGGACUCUGGCCAUUCUAGCAUGGAGGAAGAGGCAUUUGAAAGCCUUAUGCAUACCCAGGAUCCUCCAUCGUCUCUCCAGCAGGAAGGGGUGGGAGAACCUAGGACUGGCCCAAGUCAUGAGGGGGUCCCAAGGAGCAUCCCACUUAAUGUUGAUCCAGAGGCGCGUAGUGCUAGUCUUCUGCACAACUGUCCUGGAGGUACGCCCGGUCUGGAAUCCUCAAACACAACUGUCCUUGUAACUGUCUGGCGUGGAAUCCUCACUCCAGUGCAGCUUCGGACCCCUUUUAAAGCUGGUAUCAUGUGUCAAUUCAUCAACGUGUUUGAUGACACGCAUGGGGAUGCCCUCCUGGUUGAACUGGACGAAAAUGGGACCUUGCCCUUUACCACUUUGCGCUCUCAAUUCCAUCUGGCCAUAGGCCUGCAGUAUGAUGAUCCCGUAAUAAAAAGAUGGAAAUGUAUGCAGCACUGCGAAGAAUACAUCCUUCCCCCUCCUGGUGGAUGGGGUGAACGUGUGUAUUUUCGCACGUACCAGGAUACUGUGGCUGUGUCGUCAGUCGUCGUCUCAUCUCCUCUUCCUGCAGCUACAACAACCAGCACUUCCAAACUGCUUCGACCGCUGAAUGGAACACGUCUCAAAUCCAACCCACUGCGCCUCGUGCCCGUUACACUUCAACAGAAGCUGCAGCUACAACACCAAGCCACAGGAAAUGAUGCUCUUAAUGAUCUGGAUGGUUUGCCACCCCUUCCACUGAAAACACAAGCAGACAUAGAUCAAUUUGAGAUCUAUGUCCAAAAUAAUGAAGACAAGUCUCAAAGACUGAUCCACUUGCUCUCUCAGGUGGGAGGAGGUACUGUUGCAGAGGCAACGAGGAAUAUUAUGAGGAAACUUCUCACUACAAAUAUGGCUCUGGAAUACAACUGGACAGGAAAAUUUCACAUGAUCAAGAUGGUUAAGGUUGAAGAAGAGACCAGAGAAGAUGUUCUAGAAUGGUACACUUUCGAGUUUGCUCGAUACUCGUGGCAUACUUAA
Darwinula stevensoni is the source of this 2145-nucleotide messenger RNA. The record is from the annotation of a GenBank genome assembly. Lineage: Eukaryota; Metazoa; Arthropoda; Ostracoda; Podocopida; Darwinulidae.